Carya illinoinensis is the source of this 2361-nucleotide messenger RNA. Its product is annotated as lysM domain receptor-like kinase 3. The transcript is spliced from 12 exons. The record is from RefSeq and is a predicted model, not a curated record. Gene Ontology annotation, biological process: protein phosphorylation; innate immune response. NCBI's taxonomy places the organism in Eukaryota, Viridiplantae, Streptophyta, Magnoliopsida, Fagales, Juglandaceae. Bases 237 to 2114 code for a protein of 625 amino acids. Gene Ontology annotation, molecular function: ATP binding; transmembrane receptor protein kinase activity.
CCUCCUAUAAUAUUUUUUUCAGCCAAUGCCCAUCCCCCGCGUCUUCUCCAUUCACCAGCCCCAAACGUUCUCUGUUUCAAACCUCGCCGAUCAAGAAGUCACAGUCAAACGGUCCAAAACAUUGAUCCGAUUCAGCCUUAAUUUUUUUCUUUCUUGGACUCUUCCAUGAUCACUACCAACCCCGUUCUUGAAUCUACCAAAAUUUUGCAGCUUUGGGUUCUAGUUUGUCCGAUCCGAUGAAACUCAAGUUCGGGUGUUUUGUAUAUUUCUUGGUCUCAAUCUUUUGUGCCGUUGCCGAAUCCAAAUGUAGUAACAAAUGUGAUCUAGCUUUAGCUUCGUACUACGUCUCUGAGGGGUCAACUCUCUCGUCCAUAGCAAAACUUUUGCAAUCUAGUCUUAAUAUUGACGCCGACACUAUUGUGAGCUACAACAAGGAAAAGAUCCGCAACAAAGACGUCAUCCAACAGGGUAUAACAAUCAAUGUUCCGUUCCCAUGUCAUUGUGUCAAAGACUCGUUUCUGGGUUACGUGUUUAACUACUCGAUUCAAUCCAAGGACACCUACGACACGGUGGCACAGCAACGGUAUGCGAACCUGACAACAACCGACACGUUGAUUAACUUUAAUCCCUAUGACCCGAACAGGAUACCUGACGUUGGGAACUUGAGCAUACCAGUGAACUGUUCAUGUGGUAACAGCGCGGUUUCGAAGAAAUUCGGGCUGUUUGCUACUUACCCGCUUCGGCCGGGUGACACUCUGGAAUCGGUUGCGGCGGAGACGGGUCUUAAUUCAAGUUACACAACCUUGCUGCAGAGUUACAACCCGGGUGUGAAUUUCAGUCAAGGGAGUGGCGUGGUAUAUAUCCCAGGCAAAGAUCAAAAUGGUACUUACCCACAUCUACCAUCCAGUUCAAGCGGAUUAGCGGAUGGAGUUAUUGCUGGUGCAGCUAUUGGAGGAGUAGCUGGUGUUGUGUUAUUUUCUGCUUGUAUAUAUCUCAGAUGUUACCGAAAGAAGAUGGAGGCAGCAAAGUUGCUUUUGGCACCAUCUGAGGAUCUAUCUGAGCAUGGUUUAUAUGUUUCGUUCAAAACUUUUUCUCUCUCAUCUUUACCUGAUUCAACUAGUGCAGCUGGUGGUCCAGGUUCAGGUCUUACAGACGUAUCUGUGAAAUCAGUAGAGUUCUCAUAUGAAGAACUUGUUACAGCUACUGAUAACUUCAGUUUGGCUAAUAAGAUUGGUCAAGGUGGCUUUGGGGUUGUUUAUUAUGCAGAGCUGAGAGGCGAGAAAGCUGCAAUCAAGAUGAUGGGCAUGCAAGCAUCCAGAGAAUUUCUUGCUGAAUUAAAUGUUUUAACACGUGUUCAUCACUUGAACCUGGUGCGCUUGAUUGGAUAUUGCGUUGAGGAGUCUCUUUUCCUGGUCUAUGAAUAUAUUGAGAACGGCAACUUAGGCCAGCAUUUGCGUGGUUCAUCUGGGAGGGACCCAUUGUCAUGGGCUGCUAGGGUGCAAAUUGCCCUUGAUUCAGCAAGAGGUCUUGAAUAUAUCCAUGAGCAUACUGUUCCUGUCUAUAUUCACCGUGAUAUUAAAUCAGCGAAUAUAUUGAUAGACAAGAACUUGCAUGGAAAGGUUGCAGAUUUUGGAUUAACUAAACUUACUGAAGGAAACACAUCACUCUCCAGCCGUGGUGUUAAAGGAACAUUUGGAUACAUGCCACCUGAAUAUGUUCAGUAUGGGGACGUUUCUUCCAAAGUAGAUGUAUUUGCUUUUGGGGUUGUCCUUUUCGAACUUAUUUCUGCAAAGGAAGCUGUGAUGAGGCCAAACAGCUCCACAGUUGAAUCUAAGGGCCUCAUAGCAUUAUUUGAGGAUGUUCUUAAUCAGCCCAAUUGUAUGGAAGACCUGCGCAAACUAGUUGACCCUCGUCUUGGAGAUGACUACCCACUUUACUCAGUCCAGAAGAUGGCUAUGCUUGCGAAAGCAUGUACACAAACGAAUCCACAACUACGUCCAAGUAUGAGAGCUAUUGUGGUUGCCUUGAUGACGCUUUCAUCAACAACUGAGAAAUGGGAUUUCCGCGCCUUCUGUGAAAAUAAAAGUCUUGUCAAUCUCAUGUCGGGAAGGUAGAAACUAGACAGUGCAAUCGCACUUGCAUUACAGGAGUUUUUGGGUGUGAAUAAUACCAAUGUUAAAUUUCAGAUACCGUCAUUUUCAAUACUAGUUGGGAACUACAGGAGAGUUUGUACAAAAGACUGAGAAAAACUCAUUUGCACCUUAAGUAAGGACAAGUGUUAGUGAAAUCCGUUGUAAUAAAAUAAAAAUUACCAAAAAAUAAAAUUUGAAAUGAAACUAGUUGGGACUCUCUUUAAAGCAA